UCGGAAGCAAUACUGGCAGCGGUGCCACUGGUGCACCUCGUUCUCGGGCAGAAAGGUCUCCUAUUAUUCAAUCCACACACAUAUCGACGUGUAUUUCCUAGUGUCGGCAGCUUCGACAUUGCCUUGGCAUUCAAGUCCUCACAGAUCACAUGAUCGCGUUGUGUCGCUUGUCCUGCCGCAAUCUUCCACUUCAGUCUCCCAGUGCCACAAUGCGAGAAUCCGCAAUCUGUCUUGUUCUGCUCCCCAGCAUAUCGUGAUAUCCGCCCGAAGCAGAACAUUCAUUGAGUGGCCGCCCGCGGAACAACGAGACCUCACUUCCCCCUCUUGCGCGCGGAUGUACUGUGUCUGAGACCGUUGGUGCUACUUAAGACUGCUGGGGACCGGGCGGAGUCUGUGUCAGCUCUCACUCUCAGCAUAUACAGCACCAUCAUGACCACCGAAGAAUAUGGCUCACUCGUGCCGGCUGUCUGCGUCAACCUGUUGUUGUACACACUCGAAUUCGUGAUGGCCUGCGUCUUCCUCUCGCGUCGGGCGAAGGAGGGCGCUGGUGCGUUCGACAAGUUCCGGACUGUCCUCACUCUGCUGCUCGAUACUGCGUGCACUUUAGCCGGUUGCGUCUUCCUCUACUUUUGGCAAGACACUCACUGGGGGGAUAACGACGAGGUGCAAGGCCGGUUCUGGAAGCUCCUCAUCGGCACUCUGGUCUUGGGCACUGCCUCGACUGCCAUCGCCCAGUCUUACCUCCUGCAAAAGUUCUGGACCAAUAUCCCGAACCAUCUCAUCGGCACGGCCCUGAUUGUCUCACUUCUGGUUGUGACACUUCUUGGGUCCGUCGCCUCCGUGGCGGUUUGCGCAUACAUGCAGUGGACCAAUGCAGAGCAACUCGUCCCGUUCAUCUGGACUGCGCUCAUCGCUAGUCUCGUCACGGCGUUCGGCAUAACGUCGAUCUCCGUUUGCCAACGCAUCGCCGUCAAGUCUGUGGCCAAGAGAAACUUCAUCGUCCGCGGCUGGAAAGCAUUUGUCAGCACUGGGAUGCCGGGUAGCAUCAUUUGCAUCCUCGCUCUGGUUGCGUGGGUUAUGGGAAAGCACACCACCUACAUCAUCGCGCUCUACUUCGUUCUUGCCCGGGUGUACUCGUGCACGAUGCUCUUCACCAUGCACUAUCCACUUCCGAUCCGCAAGUCGAUGAUCCAAGAUCUGGUCAAUACGUCCGUCGCCCAAGGCACUUUGCCUCUCACCGUCAGUUCCCCUUCCCCGGAUAUCUUUCUCAAGUCCGAAAGGGGCACCCAGCCCAAGGAGGGAAACGUGCAGUCUUGGUACAACAUUGACCUGGGUGAUGGGGCGAUGCGCACCAGCCGUAGUGCACCGGAGAACAUCAAUGGUGACCAGCAGGAUGUGAACCGCAGAAAUGCAGCCGUGUAUCAGAAGCGUUGAGGUCGGUAGCGUGUCAUUCUGUUUGGGAUCGUUGGUCUUCGUCUUUUUUGUACCCCAUUGCGGAUGUUUUCGUUCUCGUCAUCCAUAACACGCACCAUAUCUGAGCCAG
Mycena citricolor is the source of this 1543-nucleotide messenger RNA. NCBI's taxonomy places the organism in Eukaryota, Fungi, Basidiomycota, Agaricomycetes, Agaricales, Mycenaceae. The record is from the annotation of a GenBank genome assembly.